Molecule: messenger RNA, 2642 nt
Organism: Puntigrus tetrazona (Sumatra barb)
Lineage: Eukaryota; Metazoa; Chordata; Actinopteri; Cypriniformes; Cyprinidae
Gene: hs2st1b
Product: heparan sulfate 2-O-sulfotransferase 1b
Exons: 7
Coding region: 318-1388 (356 amino acids)
Cellular component (GO): membrane
Molecular function (GO): heparan sulfate 2-sulfotransferase activity
Source: RefSeq, a predicted model, not a curated record
GAAUAAAAUCCCAGCGUUGAGUGACGCAGGAGAGCAGUGGACGCUCGGAGCCGCGCUGAUGUGCAACAACUAUAAGAGACCGAGAGUCAGGCGUCCCCGGUCUUAACAGAGCACCACCUUCAGCCAGCAGAUGAGCGUCUGAAAUGCCUUUGCUCGCGCUGAUGUAUUCGGUUACAACAUCCGUAACUUUACUGUGUUCUCUACGCUUAAACGAGAUCAUCUGUCCGGAGUCGAUAUUACUGCUCCAGUAACGGAUCGAUCCGAGCUUCUCGUUCACAUUUUACGGCAUGACAUGUAGAUAAUCAUCCGGUACUUUGAUGGGGCUCCUGAGGAUCAUGAUGCCACCCAAGUUCCAGCUGCUGGCUGUUAUGGCGUUUGGAGUGGCGAUGCUGUUUAUCGAGAACCAGAUUCAGAAGCUGGAAGAGUCUCGGGCAAAGCUGGAGCGCACCAUGGCCAGACACGAGGUGCGAGAGGUGGAACAGAGGCAGACGCGGGACGGCCUGCGGGAGUCUCCGGCGUUGCCUGAGAUCGAAGAUCUGAUCAUCAUCUACAACCGUGUGCCCAAGACUGCCAGCACCUCCUUCACCAACAUUGCAUACGACCUGUGCGGAAAGAACCACUUCCACGUUCUCCACAUCAACACCACCAAGAAUAAUCCAGUCAUGUCUCUGCAGGACCAGAUGAGGUUUGUAAGGAAUGUGACAUCCUGGCGAGAAAUGAAACCGGGUUUCUACCACGGCCACGUCUCCUAUCUGGACUUCACAAAGUUUGGAAUCAAGGGGAAGCCGGUAUACAUCAACAUCGUACGGGACCCCAUCGAGAGGUUGGUGUCUUACUACUAUUUUCUCAGAUUUGGAGAUGAUUAUCGGCCAGGCCUCAGACGGAGAAAACAGGGGGACAAAAAGACCUUUGACGAGUGCGUGUCAUCUGGAGGUUCCGACUGCGCUCCCGAGAAGCUUUGGUUACAGAUCCCGUUCUUCUGUGGCCAUUACUCUGAGUGCUGGAAUGUUGGCAGUAGAUGGGCUCUCGAACAGGCCAAGUAUAAUUUGGUGAAUGAGUAUCUGCUCGUGGGAGUGACUGAGGAGCUGGAGGAUUUCAUCAUGAUGCUCGAGGCAGCGCUGCCACGAUUCUUCAGAGGAGCCACCGAGCUCUACCGCACAGGUAAGAAGUCUCACCUGAGAAAAACCAGCGAGAAGAAACCUCCCACUAAAGAGUCCAUCUCAAAGCUGCAGCAGUCCAAUAUAUGGAAGAUGGAGAACGAGUUCUACGAGUUUGCGCUGGAACAAUUUCAGUUUGUGCGCGCUCACAGCGUCAGGGAAAAAGACGGAGAGCUUUACCUGCUGGCUCAGAACUUCUUUUAUGAGAAAAUCUAUCCAAAAGUAAACUAGAAUUGACAUCAGCAUGGUCCAAGCGUCUUUUGGCCUGUUCAUGUACUGUUCUGUCACAUUUACUGGGAAGAGAAGAAAAGGACUUACAACAAUGUGGACACAAAUACCUGGAAGUCCUUGACUAGAAGGGGUCAGAGGAUUCAAAGUGGGUUGUUUUUUUGUGUUUUUUUUGAGAGACCUCACACAGUCCUGACUGUGACGCUCAGUAUCCAGCCACUUUAAGCCCAGUAUCUUUUUAUGGACUUGAAAACAACAUCACAUUUUCACCUGAUUCAUCAUGCCUUCCAGAAGAAAAUGACAGAAGCUCUUUGGCCAUCAGUCACUGUUGUGGAAAAAAAAAAAUCAAUUUUGAACAGGGUCAAAAGGGUACUGCUUUUUGUACCAGACGUUUGGUACAUUGGAGCACCUCCUUAUUUUACUACUAACUGUGGUUUUGUGAAUUCUUAACACUUUCUCGCAUUGUGUAUAUUCAUUUUUAAUAGAAUGCCAUGAACAGUGUUUACAGACUUUAGUAAAGGCAUUGUAGCCAGAGUUUAGAGAAUGUGGUAAAACAGAUUUCAUAUCUGUAAAAAAUUUUAUUUACAUGUAUAUUUUAUGUAAUUGGACCAAAUGGUUGUAAGAAAUUCAAAGUUGUAGAGUUUAAAACUAGUUAUUUAGAACAUAGACAUCUUUUGGGGACCCCACUGGUGCUUGCUUUAUUUUCUUUUCUAUUUCGACUUUUUUUUUUUUUCUCAUUGCAUCUCUUGAAGACUCCAAAAUAAUGAAACUCAACAGCUGAAUGAAAGUGAAUGAAUAAGAAACAGAAACUGACCUCCAAGACGAACUUUUGUUGUUUCGUUGUUCCAGAGACUGUUUUGGACAGGUACAAGACUACCUUUGCUUGCUUCCGUGCGAAGCCUUUUUCAUCCAGAACAGGUUUCCUGAACGAUUAAAGUAUCAUCUCGUAGUGUGGUACUGGUUUAAGGGUAGCUUGGUCUAAACGGGCUACCAUCCUCUCACAAGUCGCAAUAUUGCAUUUUACCUGAAGAUAAGAAAGAAAGGCCCAAACCAACAUUAGUUGUACACUCAAUAGUGCCUUCAUGAAUCGUUCAUUCCACUCUGGUUUCAGCAGUCGUUCGGAUCAUUUAAACAAAGUCUGUGUAUUAAAUUGUUUUUAAAACUGCCAGCUUUCCUUUUAAAUUUGCAUUUUUUCUUUUUUUUUUUUUUUUUUUUUUUUUGUAUAAAUCGUCUCAAAGCAUUUAAAAUAAACUUUAC